ACAGGCCGGGCAACGUGUCCAGUCGUCGGCAUCUCCAGCUAACUCAGCAGGAUGCCUUUCCCCUUUUGGAUUCGAAAGAGAUCACCAUCUGUUUGCAAAGCUGUGACUUUAUUGCAACUGAAGAGCUUGUAUCCAAACCCACCAGCCAAUUCAUAAGAUCGUUGUUUGAGCAGUUCUUGGAUACUUUCAUGGGAGUAUCAGCCGAGUCGAUCCAAAACAAGGCCAAAAACAACGAUGAUGCUCUGAAUGGUCACGAAAACGUCGUGAAUGGAGAAAAAGAUCAAGAUGAGGAAGACGAGGAAGAGGAUACCACGUCUGCGUUGUCGUUAAUCGGAUUGCAUCGUGCAGCAUACAAAUUCCUUCAAGGUUGCGGCAUAUACGACUUGACGUUGAUGGAUAUCAUGCGGCCAGACCCCUACAAAACCCGAAGAAUAUUAAGUGCCGUGGUCAACUUUGCCAGGUUCCGAGAAGAGCACUCAGCAGAAUGUGAAGCAUUGGUCUUGGAAAGCGAGUCCAGCUUGGAGAAUGUCCGCAAGGUACAAGCGGAUAACGCAAACAUAGCCAACCAAUUGAAUCAACUCAAAACUAAAAUCGAGUCAGAUGGAAAUCAAAAGAAAGCCACGUUGAAGCAAGUUACGUCGUACAACCUGAAGCUCGAGGCAGAAUUGAAAAAGCUCAAGAAAGCUCAAGAAAUAGUGACUUUGGAGCACACCCAAUACAAGGAGGAAAAGGCUAGGUUGAUAGAGAAACUAGAUGACAUUCAGUACUUGGUGUUUGAAUCUACCAAAGAGUUGGACAGAUUGAAACUGUACUCGCAAACGGAUGUUAUAGUGCUUCAAAAAAUCAUAAACGAUCUCAAAUCCCAAUCGAAUGACCUCCAGGCCACCUAUAACACCCUUACCUCCAGAGAUUCAAAUAUAUCGAUAACAAUCGACUCCAUUCAAUCGAUAGAAAACGAGUUGAAAAACUUAUUUCGGAUUUUGGAGGAAAUUUCGCAUGACAUCAGCAAGGAAAGGGAUGCAUUAUCUCGCUUGAACGAUAGCCAAGAGUACCUCGAACAAUUGAAGCUUCAAAGUAAUGAUCUAGCUCGGCAGAUACAGCAAAUUCAAAGGCAGCUUACCAACAUGCAAGAGAAGACCACUAAGUUGAAAGUCCAAGCAGAUGAAAGAAUAUCGAAAAGCCAGCAACAAUUGGCAAGCUACAGAAAUGACUAUACAAAGUUGGUCGAAGAAAGAAACCUCAAAGAAGAAGAGUACACCAAGAAGAAAGAGCUCAUUAGCGAAAUCGAAAGUAGCAUAAGCAAAAAGAAGUUGGAAUACCAGAUGGAAGUAAGAAAUACUGAGCUCAAGGUUACCAGAUUGAAUGCUCAAAUUAGAUUAUACUUGGAAGAAGUUGGUAAAAAAGUU
Suhomyces tanzawaensis NRRL Y-17324 is the source of this 1406-nucleotide messenger RNA. It is a transcript of the gene NUF2, whose product is annotated as kinetochore-associated Ndc80 complex subunit. Gene Ontology annotation, cellular component: Ndc80 complex; kinetochore. The record is from RefSeq and is a predicted model, not a curated record. The annotation marks the transcript as partial. The transcript has a single exon. NCBI's taxonomy places the organism in Eukaryota, Fungi, Ascomycota, Pichiomycetes, Serinales, Debaryomycetaceae.